This is a messenger RNA of Sesamum indicum (sesame), 2172 nucleotides long. RefSeq names its product putative inactive purple acid phosphatase 27. Lineage: Eukaryota; Viridiplantae; Streptophyta; Magnoliopsida; Lamiales; Pedaliaceae. Gene Ontology annotation, molecular function: acid phosphatase activity; metal ion binding. The record is from RefSeq and is a predicted model, not a curated record.
ACAAUCAUAUUUGUGUAUAAGUAAUGUUUGGUGCUUCGACACACACCCCAUUCAUCAUAAUUAAAAAGUCUAUCACCUCUCUACCCCUCCCUUUUCUCUUCAUCACCAUGCCAACUGCUGCAUUUAGGGUUUUCAGAUUUUUCAUGCUUGUUUUCAUCAUCAUUGUGAAGACGUCGUCUUCAUCCCUGUCGGAAAGCCUGCUCCGGAGCACCAUCCACCUCCGCAACCACACGGCCAUAUCGGAGUUUCGUCUUGUCAACCGGAGGCAUUUGAUCAACUGCCCCGGGAACAACCCGUUUCUCCAAGUGAACAUCAGCUCCGUCGACGGCCACACCACCCUCUCCGACGAUGAAUACGUGACGGUGAACAUCACCGGAGUUCUGCUCCCUUCCACCGGCGAUUGGGUGGCCAUGAUCUCACCUUCUCAUUCCAAUGUGAAAACGUGCAUAGAGAAUGCAAUAAAGUACGAACAGACGGGGGAUUUUAGCAGUCUUCCUCUUCUCUGCCACUAUCCUGUUAAGGCACAAUACGUGAGCAACGACCCAGAUUACCUCAAUUGCAGCAAGAAAGAGUGCAAGAAGUAUGAGGGCCGAAAAUGCGUGAAAACCACGUGUGGAGCUUCUUUAUCCUUUCAUGUCAUCAACAUUCGGACAGACAUCGAGUUCGUGCUGUUUGGUGGUGGAUUUCAGACACCCUGCAUUUUGAAAAGAUCCCUCCCGGUGGCCUUCGCCAAUCCAAACAAGCCCUUGUAUGGCCACAUAUCUAGUACAGAUUCCACCGGAACAUCGAUGAGAUUAACAUGGGUGAGUGGAGAUGAAAAGCCUCAACAAGUUCAAUACGGAAAUGGCCAGAAAGCCAGCUCCUCAGUUUCUACAUUUUCACAAGCUGACAUGUGCACCAGUUCCCUGUUAGAAAGUCCUGCCAUUGAUUUCGGGUGGCAUGACCCUGGCUACAUCCAUUCAGCAGUCAUGACAGGGCUCAAUCCUUCCUCCACUUACUCCUACAAAUAUGGAAGUGAUUCAGUUGGAUGGAGCGAUGAAGUUACGUUGAGAACACCACCUGCCGGGGGAUCGAACGAGCUGACGUUUCUUGCUUAUGGUGAUAUGGGAAAGGCUCCUCUUGAUUCCUCUGUAGAACACUACAUCCAGCCGGGAUCCGUAUCAGUUACCAAAGCAAUGGCCGAUGAAGUAUCCUCGGGCAGUAUCGACUCUAUUUUCCACAUUGGAGACAUCAGCUACGCCACAGGAUUUCUAGUCGAAUGGGACUUCUUCCUUAACCUCAUCAGCCCUUUGGCCUCCCAAGUUUCUUACAUGACGGCCAUCGGCAACCAUGAGAGGGAUUAUGUGGACUCAGGAUCGGUAUACAUAACUCCAGACUCAGGCGGAGAAUGCGGAGUUCCUUAUGAGACUUACUUUCCAAUGCCAACAGCAGCACAGGAUAAGCCAUGGUAUUCUAUAGAACAAGGGAGUGUCCAUUUUACUGUCAUUUCCACAGAACACAAUUGGUCUGUAAAUUCAGAACAGUACGAGUGGAUGAAUAAGGACAUGGCUGCCGUAGAUAGAACAACAACUCCUUGGUUGAUUUUCGCAGGGCACAGGCCGAUGUACACAUCCAGCCCUGGACUGCCCAUUCUGCCCAGCGUUGACAGAGACUUCGUCGACGCUGUCGAGCCCUUGCUACUAGCAAACAAGGUUGAUCUGGCUCUUUUCGGGCACGUUCACAACUACGAGCGGACCUGUGCCGUUUAUCAGCAAGAAUGCAAAGCAAUGCCCACAAAAGACCGAAACGGAGUAGACACAUACAAUAACGCGAACUACAGCGCACCGGUUCACGCUGUCAUUGGAAUGGCGGGGUUUACAUUGGACAGUUUCUCCACGAACGAUAACAGUUGGAGCUUGUGCAGGAUUUCUCAGUUUGGAUACAUAAGAGCGCAUGCGACCAAGGAAGAGCUUAUAGUCGAGUUCAUAGAUGCCGAGUCAAGAAAGGUUGAUGACAGUUUCCGGAUCACCAGAUAUAGCUAGGCAGGCAGACACAGCGUUGAAGACAGCCAUUUAAAGAAGGGUUUAAAUGUAAUUUAGGGUCUGUCACAUGUGAAAUGCAUAAAAAAUUCUAUGAAAAAAAUUAGUAAAUUAUUUUCUGUAUUUGAAAAAUAAAGUAAUUAUCUCCCUAUCA